Molecule: messenger RNA, 6177 nt
Organism: Lethenteron reissneri (Far Eastern brook lamprey)
Lineage: Eukaryota; Metazoa; Chordata; Hyperoartia; Petromyzontiformes; Petromyzontidae
Biological process (GO): regulation of transcription by RNA polymerase II
Cellular component (GO): nucleus
Molecular function (GO): DNA-binding transcription factor activity, RNA polymerase II-specific
Source: RefSeq, a predicted model, not a curated record
CACAACAAUCCCCUGUGGGGCUGGUGUAACCAGGAGGUUCCUACCAGUAACAUUGUUGUUGUCGUGCAAAUUGGCAGUGGUGCCUGACUCGGCUGAAUCUGCAGCCCGGCAGCGGCAGAGCAGAGGCAGCGAGAGGCCUCGUCGCUGCUGCUAUUCACUCGCUUAUAGUUCUGCCGUGUUCACUACAUCUCUGCUGUGUUCACUAUCAUCUCUGCCGUGUUUACUACAUCUCUGCUGUGUUCACUACAUCUCUGUGUUCACUACAUCUCUGCUGUGUUCACUACAUCUCUGCUGUGUUCACUACAUCUCUGCCGUGUUCACUACAUCUCUGCAGUGUUCACUACAUCUCUGCCGUGUUCACUACAUCGUAUUCACACGCAAGUAUUUCUAUACACACAUCCCUAUUUCUAUAUAUAUAAUACACAUACAUCUCUAUUUCUAUAUAUAUAAUACACAUACAUCUCUAUUUCUAUACAUAUAAUACACAUACAUCUCUACUUCUAUAUACACACAAACAUCUCAUCCUCGCAGCAAGUCCCGUGGCCCGCGAUUUGUGUGAAUUCGCCGAGCCGGCGUUGUCGUAAAAGCCACAAAAUAUGGCGUGUGCGGUGGCCACCCCGUUGCUGGAGCCAAGCGGGGACUUCCCGGCGUGGCUGGAGGCGCAGGGCGUGAACAAGGAGGUGGCCCGGGCCAUGGACUCGGAGCUGGGCAUCCGGGACUACGGGGUCCUGAGCGCCUGCGUCGGGGACGGCCUCGUGCGUGCCGAGCUGCUGGCCACGGCGCGCGACCGCCUGCCCUUCGGCUUCUACGCCGUGCUGCGGCAGGUGGUGAAGGCCCUGCAGGGCGCCGAGCCCCAUGACGCUGGGACGCCGCGCUGGGACGAUGCCACCGCCAUCAAGGCCUCCCCUGGCGACGUGACGCUGGGAGGCCUGAUGGACGUGCUGCUCGCCCUGUUCAGCGGCUUGAGCCGCGAGCUGCUGAUGUCCGUGCAACGACUCGGAGCCAUGGACGGUCUUAAGUAUGAAGUGCCUUCUCCUUCAGCCGGUGAUGCAGUCGGUAAUGAAAUUAUGACGGCCGAAAUGGAUCGUUCAAUGGAGAAUGGUGAGAUCGAAGAAACGCCACCUCCAGAUGUGGAUGACACUCAACCCAACCUGCCAGUGGAUCGGAUUAAAAUGGAGCCAUUCGGAGAUGCUGCUGAAUUUACUGACAAUGCAAUGCUUCCUCGGACAUCGGAGCAUGGUUCCAUGAUGUGUAUUUCUAAUCCGAUCUUUGAUAAAGUUUCAUUGGAGUCUCACGCCACUCUCGCGUUCAAAGUUGUGAACUCGCAGCAGAUCGAGGACGAGGGCUGUACGCUUGCUGUCGAGACGGCCCCUGCUCUGUGGGCACACGGGGCACAGGACGCCAUUCAAAACGAAGAAGCAGCCUCCACCUGUGCACGUGAGUACGUGUCACUGCCACCAACGGAGGGGUGCUCCUUCGAGCCGUCAGUGGCGAGCCGAAAUGGGUUCCUCCCGGCAGCCGUUGCACGAAGUCUGACCAUCGGAGGGAGUGGCUCCUACGAGCCGGGCGUGUGGUUUGCCACCGCCGAGCACUCGAGGAAGAAUACAAACCUGUCGCCGGGACGCGUAGUCCAGAAACCUUACCGCUGCGAAGUAUGCGGGCACUGCUUCUCGCAGGGCGGGCACCUGAAGAUCCACCUGCGUACACACACAGGGGAGAAGCCCUACCGCUGCAAGGUGUGCGGCCAGACCUUUUCGCAGCAGUGCAGCCUCAAACGGCACCAUCGCAAGCACACGGGCGAGCGUCCGCACCGCUGCGGGGAGUGCGGGCGCGGGUUCUCGCAGCCCAACGACCUGCGGGCGCACGAGCGCACGCACACGGGCGAGAAGCCGUACGGCUGCCAGGUGUGCGGCCAGGCGUUCUCGCGGUCCUCUAGCAUGAAGAUUCACAUGCGCACACACACGGGCGAGAAGCCCUACCGCUGCGACGUGUGCGGACAAGCCUUCACGCGUGCGUUCAGCCUGCGCUUCCACCAGCGUACGCACGGAGGGUCGAGCGCAGCGCCGCUGCCACCACCACCGCCGCCUCAGAUGGGGAGUUUUGUUGAUGGUGCCACAGACGUUUUUACACGCUCCAGGCCAGCGACCCGCUAUGAAACCCCCGUGUGCAAACUGUUCACCGCGGUCCCUAACCCUGCAAUCUGCCGUUGGGAGGAAGCGGAGUUAGCUCCGCGUACGAGGGGAGAAGCUUCACUUGCGUUUGGAGUCCUCGGUCCUCUCUUCGUCUUCCUCCUCCUCUUCUUCCUCCUCAUCCUUUCCGCCUGUACACGGAGACGCUUUCGUCGAUUCGCUGUCAUCUCCAGGGCGAGCCUCGUGCGCGGGGAGCGGUGGCGCAGUGGUCAGCGCGCCGAACCCAUCCGGAGCAGCAGCAGCAGCAGGAGGACCCGGGUUCGAUUUCUCGCUCACGGCCAAAAAAAACCGAGAAUGGCGUGCGCGGUGGCCACCCCGAUUCUGGAGCCGAGCGGGGACUUCCCGGCGUGGCUGGAGGCGCAGGGCGUGAACGAGGAGGUGGCCCGGGCCAUGGACUCGGAGCUGGGCAUCCGGGACUACGGGGUCCUGCGUGCCUGCGUCAGGGAUGGCCUCGUGCGGGCCGAGCUGCUGGCCACGGCGCGCGACCGCCUGCCCUUCGGCUUCUACGCCGUGCUGCGGCAGGUGGUGAAGGCCCUUCAGGGUACCGAGCCCCACGACGCUGAGACGCCGCGAUGGGACGACGCCGCUUCCUCCCCUGGCGACGUGACACUGGGAGGCCUGGUGGAGGUGCUGCUCGCUCUGUUCAGCGGCUUGAGCCGGGAGCUGCUGCUGUCCGUGCAGAGGCUGGGCGAGUGGGAUGGAUUAAAGUUGGGGACAGUUGCUGGCAGUUUUGAAGAUGAGACCACUGAAAUGGAUCGUCAUGUCGAAAAUGAUAAGCCAGACGAGAGGUCCACUCCAGUCAUGGAUGCCUCCUAUGGCACCAUAGCAACGGAUCAUGUUAAAAUGGAGUCCUAUGAAGAUGACGAUGCUUAUUUCUCGAAUUCCAUACUGGAUCCUCAAUUGACAGAGCAAGGUUCCGUGGAGUACACUACAAAGAAACGCUUUGGUAAACGUCUGCUGGAGAGCCAUCCAGAUCUCAUCAUUGAAGGCGUGACCUCGCUGCCCAAUGCGUACGAGGUAGGCGCUGGCCAAUACGCUUUGACAGAGUCGGAGAAAGGCGAAAUGACCGAAGCAGAAGAAGAAAUCGCCGCCACCGCCGCCGUCGUGAAGACUGCAGCCCAGCCGCUGAGGGGGCGACGCUCAUUCCCGCGCAGGCAAACCAUCGGCAGGAGGGUCUCGGCAAAGCGCCGGCAGAAGCCCUCCGGUGGAGAUACCGAGCCGUACGAGCACAAGUGCUCGCUGGCGAAUGCAGCCGCCGCCGCCGCGGACAAGCCGCACCGCUGCAAGUUGUGCGGGCAGGUCUUCGCGCAGAGCAGCCAGCUGAAGGCCCACGCACGCACGCACGUGGGCGAGAAGUCCUACCGCUGCAAGGUGUGCGGUCAGGUGUUCGCGCAGGCGUUCGGCCUGCGGCGCCACCUGCAGAUGCACUCGGGCGAGAAGCCGUUCUGCUGCGAUGUGUGCGGCCACGGCUUCUCGCAAGCGUUCGGCCUCAAGCGGCACCAACAGAUCCACACGGGCGAGCGGCCUCACCGCUGCCAGCUGUGCGGCAGCGGGUUCUCGCAGCCAUGCGACCUCAAGAUCCACCUGCGCAAGCACACGGGAGAGAAGCCCUUCUGCUGCAAGGUGUGCGGCCACGGGUUCUCCCAGCGCUGCCACCUGAAGAUCCACCUGCGGAAGCACACGGGCGAGAAGCCCUACCGCUGCAAGGUGUGCGGCCAGUGCUUCUCGCAGAGCUUCAGCCUCAAGCGGCACCAGCAGAUGCACACCGGCGAUAGGCCGCACCGCUGCACCGAGUGCGGGCGCGGUUUCUCGCAGCCCGGCGACCUGAGGGCACACGAGCGCACGCACACGGGCGAGAAGCCGUAUAGCUGCGACGUGUGUGGCCAGACCUUCACGCGCUCCACUGACCUGCGCUUCCACCAGCGUAUGCACGUGGAGGAAAGUGGUGCUGUGGGGGAAACUUUUUGAGGCCGCCAUCGUUGUAUUCCAGCUGAGGUCGUAGGUUUUUCGCAUUUGUGCUGUACUGUUUGGCACGAUGUCCCCAAUGUUUCACGCCACACGCUGAUAAGGUUUUUCAGUUCGUGCAUUUUUGGGUUGUGCCGCGUGUUGUUAGCCUUAGUGUGUGUUAGUCGGAAGCUCCCGGCACAUGGGGCGAAACGUCGGACGUUGUGUUGAACAACGCGUAGUGGCACAACCUGAAACCACGUCAAAAUGUUUUACUGUUAAGAACGAUGGAGUAUGAAAAAAAAAUGGCCGGAGUGGAUCAGGGGCCAGAGUACUUCUCUGGCGCUGCUGAAAACCUAGGUUCAAAUCCAGCUUUCAGUUUCUGUUCUCAAGUGGAGUGAGUUUACAGUCUUGGCCUGGUCACAAAUGACUGCACAAAACCCCACCACGUUGAAUUUGCCUUUCGCUUUAUUUUGCUGAACAUUUAUCUUUAUCGGGACGAAUGGGAAAGUGCACCCCCUAGUGUAUGGAUAAAAUACAGUCGCUGAAACAGUUCUCAGAAGUCAUUCUAUGAUGUCAUUUUUGCGGGCAGUUUUUAUAACAUGUGAGUGAGUGAGACUUUGGAGACUUGGGGUCUCCCAAGUCUCACUUGUGAAAGAGGUGUGCUAUUUCAAUAUGCUCUUUUCAUCUGGUUAUAGUCAGAAAGAGCAUCGCAAGCAGCAGUCAUGUUAUGAGACCAGAUCAAAAUACAACUCGUAAGAUUUUAGACAAUGCCAGUAGACAAAGAGCAGAUUUCAAACCAUGCUUAUUAAGGUGAGCUAAUCAAGUAUCUUGUUUCGGAGAAUAUAGGUGCGUGUUUAGUGUUAAUUUUUUAGGCACAGUUCUUGGUACUGGGUUUAAAUAACCAGAUAAGAGUUUUGAAUAAGGUUAUGCGGCGAAGUCGAGGUUUAAGGUAAAUGCACAGAUACAUGGCAAGCCGAUCGUUAGUAGCAGGCACACUACUACGAAAUUGUCUGCAUCGGAGGCACUAGCUGAAGCAAGGGCAGCUGUACAAAUGUGUUGUCAAUGCUUGUGGAAUUCUUAUCUAGUACAAACCAUCCUGGUGUAGCGAGAGCACUGGAUAGUGCGCUGUGCUGAGAACCUGGCAAACCUGCGUUCUAUUUCUGGCCACAGCUAACAUCGCUUGCAGAUUUGUAUCUGUGCCGCUCCUGGGUUCCAACCACUUCAACCCGGCACUGACUAGCACGGUGAAGGAUGGUCAAACAAUCCCCCAGAGUCAGCGCACUGGGGGAGGCCUUCAUCCAGCAGUGGAUGGACGAAGGGUUGUAAAUUACUAUUUGUUCUUAUUACUCACGGAUAUAGCCUCAAGACUGAUGGCUUUUGUGAUUCAACAGCCACAAUCACCAGUGACAACACGUGCCGAGUCACACUUACAUUGCCUCAUAUGAACGCGUGGAAACGUGCACUGGCAAAGUCAACAAAGCCAUAUUGCCACCCUUCUCAGACAAAUACGAGGUCGCACUAGUUGGUAGAAAUUCCAAUUGUUUUAUGAUGGGGGGGGGGCUUUCUUUCCAUGGAGCUUGUUGAUCCACAAGGUGGUACUCGAUGGAUUCAUCACAGAGGGAUAAUGGUGGGCCAGGGUUGAUCUCCAACCAAUAUUUAAACUUGCAACUUUCUUAUACCCCUUUUACACCGUACAACUGAGCCGUGCUAAAUCAGCCUGUCGUGACUCAGGAGGCACCGGUUACAUUUUUUCUACCCCACCCAUGGUCCUGCUUGGCCCCAAGACAUAUUCAGUUGUCUUGUGAGGCCAGAGUUGCUUUUGGCUCAGCUCUGCAAAUAUCCAGUGGGAUCCACACACACACACACAUAUAUGCUGAGGGCCGUGCGCUGGUGCAGCUCAGAUGUGUUUGGCUGGAUCAGGCAAUUUACUUGGUUUUGAGAAAGCUUCCUGGCGCUGUCAAAUGCUCUUUAAGUUCGUGCAUAAAUGUGUUUGGCUUUUGAAGGUCAAUGUAGUUCAUGCUGAAUUCACUGUUGGUGAAAA